AUGACAAGCGUAGACUUUCUCGGGAAAGCUAUUGAAAUAGUAAAAAAAGCUACCGAAGAAGAUAAUAAUCGUAACUAUGAACAAGCCUAUAAGUAUUAUUCGAAUGCGUUGGACUAUUUCAUGACUGCUAUAAAAUAUGAAAAAAAUGAAGGUAGUAAAGAAACCAUUCGUAAAAAAUUUACCGAAUAUCUUGAUCGUGCAGAGAAAUUAAAAAAAUAUCUAAAUGAGGAAGAAGAAAAACGACAGAGAAAAGCUAUUGGAGCGAAUGAUGAAGAUGAAACUGAUCCUGACAUUAAAAAAUUGCGUAGCGCAUUAUCAACCGCUAUACUUAGAGAAAAACCAAAUGUGCGUUGGGACGACGUUGCUGGUUUAGAAGUCGCUAAAGAAGCAUUGAAGGAAGCCGUGAUUUUACCUAUCAAUCUCGUUAAAAAUCUUUUUGGAAUGGCUCGUGAUUGCGUUCCUUCAAUCAUUUUUAUCGAUGAGGUUGAUUCCCUUUGUGGUCAACGUGGAGAGGGUGAAAGUGAAGCAAGUCGUAGAAUCAAAACUGAAUUUUUGGUUCAAAUGAAUGGUGUAAGCGCUGAAUCCACUGGAGUUUUAGUACUGGGAGCUACGAAUAUUCCAUGGCAAUUGGAUUCUGCCAUUAGACGAAGAUUUGAGAAGAGAAUAUAUAUACCUCUACCGGAUCUCGCUGCAAGAGCUAAAAUGUUUCAACUGAAUAUAGGAAAUACGCCUUGUAAAUUAGAGACAAAUGAUUUUAAAAACUUGGGUGAAAAGACGGAAGGAUAUUCUGGGUCGGAUAUUGCAGUAGUGGUACGAGAUGCCUUAAUGGAACCUGUUCGUAAAGUUCAAACUGCAACACAUUUUAAACAGAUUGAUGCACCUUGUCGUGACAACCCUGAAAUUACCAAACAAUAUCUCACUCCAUGCUCACCUGGUGAUCUAGGUGCUAAAGAAAUGACUUGGAUGCAAGUUGAUUCGGAUAGUUUACUAGAACCUGAAUUAACAUUAAAAGAUUUCAUUAAGGCGAUACAAAUAGCUAGACCUACAGUAAACGCUGAUGAUAUUAAAGCACAUACAAAGUUUACAACGGAUUUUGGACAAGAAAGUUAA
This is a messenger RNA of Diversispora eburnea, 1110 nucleotides long. Lineage: Eukaryota; Fungi; Glomeromycota; Glomeromycetes; Diversisporales; Diversisporaceae. The record is from the annotation of a GenBank genome assembly.